AUGGGACAAAGGAGGAGAAGAAAAAGAAAGACAAGGAAGAAAAGGACAUUAGGUAGUAGUACAUCUUUGAUACCGAAUUGGUCAGAACUUCAAUAUGAUGUGCUAGUUCACGUUGCUAGGCGUUUGAAUUUGAUCGAAGAUUACCUUAAUUUCGCCGCUGUCUGCAAACCCUGGCGACUUGCGGCCACCAAGGAAAAUUUUAACAGUGACCUGCCUAGGGUUCCAUGGCUUAUGUUAGCUGAGGAAGAAGGAAGCGACGUUAGUUCAUGUAGAAAGUUCUUCAACCUCUGCAAUGACUUGAUUUUCAAGACAACGAUACCACAAGCCAGCGGAAAAAGAUGUUUGGAGUCUAUGGGAUGGCUUAUCACUGUGGGAAUAGACGGUGAAAUUAGUCUGCUACAUCCUUUUUCCGGUGUUCAGAUUGAACUGCCCCAUCAAAAUACCACUGAAGAUUAUACCCGCAACAAGACUCAAUAUAUAUGGAACUUUAUUCACAAGGCAGUUUUGUCCACUAGUCCUUCUAAAACAUCAGAUUAUCUUCUUAUGGUCAUUGAGGGAGAAAAUAAGUACCUCAGUUUUUGGAGGCCAGGAGACUUGAAAUGGACCAGGAUUAGAAGAGAAAACUAUGAGCCUCAUUCUCGUGAUCAACAUUGCGAUGUGGUUUACUUUGAUGGCAAAUUUUAUGCAGUUGAUAUGCAAGGCAAUGUGCUACUUCGCAAUGUUACUGACCAACUGAGGCUCAAAGAGUUUCCAUUCACACCUGUCUAUGAGGAUGAAGUUUAUGAUGAGGAGGAGGUCCCCGAAUUCGAUGGGCAGCUCAUUUUUCACACAAUAUUUUUUCGAGUUUACGAGGUUGAUUUAGCUGCUGGUAAAUUGACGGAGACCAAACAAAUAGGGGACAUGGCCCUCUUUUUGGGUGCUAAUGCAUCUCUGUCAGUCCAAGCUUCUCAAUUUCCUGGAGUUAAGCCCAAUUCAUUGGCCUGUAAAUUGGAUAUCGGCCCUUGCUACUAUGACCAUUUAGUAAUUGCCUUUUCAGCUCGGAUUGAAGCAGCUUUACUUGGUGUCAAGAUGGGGCUAGUAUAUCUUAGUUGGAAAGAUAGUGGCUCUUCUGCUACAUUCGUUGAGUUGAAAAUUUUGUUAGCUAUUUUGUCCAUAAUUCAGGAUACUGUGACCAAUUAG
Molecule: messenger RNA, 1179 nt
Organism: Nicotiana tabacum (common tobacco)
Lineage: Eukaryota; Viridiplantae; Streptophyta; Magnoliopsida; Solanales; Solanaceae
Source: RefSeq, a predicted model, not a curated record